This is a messenger RNA of Piliocolobus tephrosceles (Ugandan red Colobus), 3618 nucleotides long. RefSeq names its product ADAM metallopeptidase with thrombospondin type 1 motif 19 (gene ADAMTS19). The transcript is spliced from 24 exons. Lineage: Eukaryota; Metazoa; Chordata; Mammalia; Primates; Cercopithecidae. Gene Ontology annotation, molecular function: metalloendopeptidase activity. Gene Ontology annotation, cellular component: extracellular matrix. Gene Ontology annotation, biological process: proteolysis; extracellular matrix organization. The record is from RefSeq and is a predicted model, not a curated record. Bases 1 to 3618 code for a protein of 1205 amino acids.
AUGGGGAAGAACCGCGAGAUGCGCCUGACUCACAUCUGCUGCUGCUGCCUCCUUUACCAGCUGGGGUUCCUGUCGAAUGGGAUCGUUUCAGAGCUGCAGUUCGCCCCCGACCGCGAGGAGUGGGAAGUCGUGUUUCCUGCGCUCUGGCGCCGGGAGCCGGUGGACACGGCUGGCGGCAGCGGGGGCAGCGCGGACCCGGGCUGGGUGCGCGGCGUUGGGGGCGGCGGAAGCGCCCGGGCGCAGGCUGCCGGCAGCUCACGCGAGGUGCGCUCUGUGGCUCCGGUGCCUUUGGAGGAGCCCGUGGAGGGCCGAUCAGAGUCCCGGCUCCGGCCCCCGCCGCCGUCGGAGGGUGAGGAGGACGAGGAGCUCGAGUCGCAGGAGCUGCCGCGGGGAUCCAGCGGGGCUGCCGCCUUGUCCCCGGGCGCCCCGGCCUCGUGGCAGCCGCCGCCUCCCCCGCAGCCGCCCCCGUCCCCGCCCCCGGCCCAGCAUGCCGAGCCGGAUGGCGACGAAGUGUUGCUGCGGAUCCCGGCCUUCUCUCGGGACCUGUACCUGCUGCUCCGGAGAGACGGCCGCUUCCUGGCGCCGCGCUUCGCAGUGGAACAGCGGCCAAAUCCCGGCCCCGGCCCCACGGGGGCAGCAUCCGCCCCGCACCCUCCCGCGCCGCCGGACGCAGGCUGCUUCUACACCGGAGCUGUGCUGCGGCACCCUGGCUCGCUGGCCUCUUUCAGCACCUGUGGAGGUGGCCUGAUGGGAUUUAUACAGCUCAAUGAGGACUUCAUAUUUAUUGAGCCACUCAAUGAUACAAUGGCCAUAACAGGUCACCCACACCGUGUAUAUAGGCAGAAAAGGUCCAUGGAGGAAAAAGUCACAGAGAAGUCAGCUCUUCACAGUCAUUACUGUGGUAUCAUUUCAGAUAAAGGAAGACCUAGGUCUAGAAAAAUAGCAGAAAGUGGAAGAGGGAAACGAUACUCAUACAAAUUACCUCAAGAAUACAACAUAGAGACUGUAGUGGUUGCAGACCCAGCAAUGGUUUCCUAUCAUGGAGCAGAUGCAGCCAGGAGAUUCAUUCUAACCAUCUUAAAUAUGGUUUUUAACCUUUUCCAACACAAGAGUCUGGGUGUGCAGGUCAAUCUUCGUGUGAUAAAGCUUAUUCUGCUCCAUGAAACUCCACCAGAUCUAUAUAUUGGGCAUCAUGGAGAAAAAAUGCUAGAGAGUUUUUGUAAGUGGCAACAUGAAGAAUUUGGCAAAAAGAAUGAUAUACAUUUGGAGAUGUCAACAAGCUGGGGGGAAGACAUGAAUUCAGUGGAUGCAGCUAUACUUAUAACAAGGAAAGAUUUCUGUGUGCACAAAGAUGAACCAUGUGAUACUGUUGGUAUAGCUUACUUGAGUGGAAUGUGUAGUGAAAAGAGAAAAUGUAUUAUUGCUGAAGACAAUGGCUUGAAUCUUGCUUUUACAAUUGCUCAUGAAAUGGGUCACAACAUGGGCAUUAACCAUGACAACGACCACCCAUCGUGUGCUGAUGGUCUUCAUAUCAUGUCUGGUGAAUGGAUUAAAGGACAGAAUCUUGGUGAUGUUUCAUGGUCUCGAUGUAGCAAGGAAGAUUUGGAAAGAUUUCUCAGGUCAAAGGCCAGUAACUGCUUGCUACAAACAAAUCCGCAGAGUGUCAAUUCUGUGAUGGUUCCCUCCAAGCUGCCAGGGAUGACAUACACUGCUGAUGAACAAUGCCAGAUCCUUUUUGGGCCUUUGGCUUCUUUUUGUCAGGAGAUGCAGCAUGUUAUUUGCACAGGAUUAUGGUGCAAGGUAGAAGGUGAGAAAGAAUGCAAAACCAAACUAGACCCACCAAUGGAUGGAACUGACUGUGACCCUGGUAAGUGGUGUAAGGCUGGAGAAUGUACCAGCAGGACCUCAGCACCUGAACAUCUGGCCGGAGAGUGGAGCCUGUGGAGUCCUUGUAGCCGAACCUGCAGUGCUGGGAUCAGCAGUCGAGAGCGCAAAUGUCCUGGCCUAGGUUCUGAAGCAAGGGAUUGUAAUGGUCCCAGAAAACAAUACAGAAUAUGUGAGAAUCCACCUUGUCCUGCAGGUUUGCCUGGAUUCAGAGACUGGCAAUGUCAGGCGUAUAGUGUUAGAACUUCCUCCCCAAAGCAUGUACUUCAGUGGCAAGCUGUCCUGGAUGAAGAAAAACCAUGUGCCUUGUUUUGCUCUCCCAUUGGAAAAGAACAGCCUAUUCUUCUAUCAGAAAAAGUGAUGGAUGGAACUUCUUGUGGGUAUCAGGGAUUAGAUAUCUGUGCAAAUGGCAGGUGCCAGAAAGUUGGCUGUGAUGGUUUAUUAGGGUCUCUUGCGAGGGAAGAUCAUUGUGGUGUAUGCAAUGGCAAUGGAAAAUCGUGCAAGAUCAUUAAAGGGGAUUUUAAUCACACCAGAGGAGCAGGUUAUGUAGAAGUGCUGGUGAUACCUGCUGGAGCAAGAAGAAUCAAAGUUGUGGAGGAAAAGCCGGCACAUAGCUAUUUAGCUCUCCGAGAUGCUGGCAAACAGUCUAUCAAUAGUGACUGGAAGAUUGAACACUCUGGAGCCUUCAAUUUGGCUGGAACUACUGUUCAUUAUGUAAGACGAGGCCUCUGGGAGAAGAUCUCUGCCAAAGGUCCUACUACAGCACCUUUACAUCUACUGGUGCUCCUGUUUCAGGAUCAGAAUUAUGGUCUUCACUAUGAAUACACUAUCCCAUCAGACCCUCUUCCAGAAAACCAGAGCUCUAAAGCACCCGAGCCCCUCUUCAUGUGGACACACACAAGCUGGGAAGAUUGCGAUGCCACUUGUGGAGGAGGAGAAAGGAAGACAACGGUGUCCUGCACAAAAAUCAUGAGCAAAAAUAUCAGCAUUGUGGACAACAAGAAAUGCAAAUACUUAACCAAGCCAGAGCCACAGAUUCGAAAGUGCAAUGAGCAACCAUGUCAAACAAGGUGGAUGAUGACAGAAUGGACCCCCUGUUCACGCACUUGUGGAAAAGGGAUGCAGAGCAGACAAGUGGCCUGUACCCAACAACUGAGCAAUGGAACUCUGAUUAGAGCCCGAGAGAGGGACUGCAUUGGGCCCAAGCCCGCCUCUGCCCAGCGCUGUGAGGGCCAGGACUGCAUGACCGUGUGGGAGGCGGGAGUGUGGUCUGAGGCUAUACUAUUGAGAAUGAUUGAUAUUAUGGAUACAGGGAGAUGUGAAAAUACUAUAGAGUUUCAGGAGAGAGUUGAGGACUUGGGACUAGAAGAGAGUCCUCCUAUAAUAGAUGGAAAUUAUAAUAAAUGCUCAAUUACCUGUGGCAAAGGAAUGCAGUCCCGUGUUAUCCAAUGCAUGCAUAAGAUCACAGGAAGACAUGGAAAUGAAUGUUUUUCCUCAGAAAAACCUGCAGCAUACAGGCCAUGCCACCUUCAACCCUGCAAUGAGAAAAUUAAUGUAAAUACCAUAACAUCACCCAGACUGGCUGCUCUGACUUUCAAGUGCCUGGGAGAUCAGUGGCCAGUGUACUGCCGAGUGAUCCGUGAAAAGAACCUAUGUCAGGACAUGAGGUGGUAUCAGCGCUGCUGUGAAACAUGCAGGGACUUCUAUGCCCAAAAGCUGCAGCAGAAGAGUUGA